Molecule: messenger RNA, 2023 nt
Organism: Rhododendron vialii
Lineage: Eukaryota; Viridiplantae; Streptophyta; Magnoliopsida; Ericales; Ericaceae
Exons: 8
Coding region: 368-1855 (495 amino acids)
Molecular function (GO): metal ion binding
Source: RefSeq, a predicted model, not a curated record
AUAUUUUUCUGCACAUAUAGAAAGAAUCGAUGCAGAGCCUUUAGGCGUCCGGGAAUAGCUAUUAGCUCCACAAUCAUCUCUCUUCAUAUAAAGAUUCGCAAUUGAGGAAUAGCUCAACAGUCAUCUUCAUAUGAAGAUUCGCAAUUGAAGCUUUUCCAGAGGUUGAUACCCAUUUGUGAUAUUAUUGGCCCAUUUUGAAUAUCCAGGAGUUGGGUUUAGCUCCAUCAUCGUAUUUAUACAAUUUAAAGAUUCCCAAUUGAAGCUGUUUCAUAGGAGUUGGGUAUAGGUCCAUCAUCAUCUUCAUACAAUCUAAAGAUUCGCAAUUGAAGGUACUUCUGAGCAGGGAAGGUGAUCAGCAUACAGCAGGAUGGUGAACUCUGAGGAGACCAAAAGAAGAGUAGCAUUCGUGUUAAUUGAUGGCUUGGGUGAUGUGUCACUGCCGAGGUUUGGUUAUAAGACCCCUCUAGAAGUAGCCCAAGUACCCAAUUUGGAUGCUAUUGCUUCUGCUGGAGUUAAUGGUCUUAUGGACCCUGUUGAAGCAGGCCUGGCAUGUGGAAGUGACACAGCACACCUUUCUCUAUUGGGCUAUGACCCAAGAGUUUAUUAUCGAGGUAGAGGUGCAUUUGAAUCAAUGGGAGCUGGAUUGGCUAUGUCACCUGGUGAUAUUGCUUUCAAAUCAAAUUUUGCAACCUUGGAUGAGGAAACUGGGAUUGUCAUCAGUAGGAGGGCUGAUCGUCACUUUGAAGAAGAAGGGCCUAUCCUGUGCGCAGCAUUGGAUGGAAUGAAGUUGCCAUCAUUUCCCUUGUAUGAAGUUAGAGUCAGGUAUGCGACAGAGCAUAGGUGCGGAGUGGUUGUGAAAGGACCAAACUUGAGUGGAAAUAUAUCAGGAACGGACCCAUUGAAAGAUAAUCGCUUACUCUUACAAGCUGAAGCACUAGAUGGUACUGACGAGGCAAAGCACACGGCUUCAGUUGUUAAUGAAUUAUCCAAGGAGAUGUCUCGGAUUUUGGCUUCUCAUCCUUUAAAUGCUAAACGGGCAGCAGAAGGAAAGAACAUUGCCAAUGUUGUCCUCUUACGAGGUUGUGGUAUACGAAUUGAGGUUCCUCCAUUUGCCGAGAAACAUGGGUUGUGGCCAUGCAUGGUAGCUCCAACUAAAAUAAUAGCAGGCUUGGGCUUAUCGCUCGGAAUUGACAUCCUGGAAGCUCCAGGAGCGACAGGAGACUAUCGGACACUCUUGACUUCUAAAGCAACUGCAAUUGCUAGGGCACUCUCAGCUCCUCUCCAGUCUUGCCCCCAUGUUUUUGUACCAGGGGAGGAUGAACAUAAACCAGGCCGAUCAGAUGGCUACGAUUUUGGGUUCCUUCACAUUAAGGCAAUAGAUGAUGCAGGUCAUGAUAAAGCAAGUGUUUUCAAAGUCAAGGGGUUGGAGGCCGUUGACCGAGCCAUAGGGCAGCUGGCCAGGCUUCUUUUGGAGGCUGAAUCAACUGGGAAUUUCGAAUAUUUCCUGUGUGUCACAGGAGACCACUCUACUCCAGUCGAAUAUGGUGACCACAGCUUUGAACCUGUUCCAUUUACAUUGUGCCAAUUAAAGGACUUUGUGUGUGCAGUUGGUGGGGAGUCCGUUGUUAUGGAAGUUUCUCCUGAGCCAUUUCCACUUCCCACAGUAGAAGCUGGUGAAGAUUUAGCUGAUCAUAUGUCGUUGGAGGAAUCAAAAAGAAGUGGGCAGCUUCAAGCUUUUUGUGGUGAUUCAGUUUGUGAAUUCAAUGAGAUAGCAGCCGCAAGAGGAUGUCUUGGGCGUUUUCCUGGUGGUGAGAUGAUGGGAAUUAUAAAGACAUUUCUUAAGCUUAAACCAUGAAUUUCUCUCUUUGGACUUCACAGGUUGGUGUUGGGUUCUGUGAUCCGGUCCUACAUAGGAAGAUUCCCAGUAGGGGUGUAUUUAGAUGAAAUGAAUAACUAUGAUCUGAUGAUUUGGAUCAUCCAAUUUCGGGGGCGUUCAGGACAUUUUAACAGAAUAAGUUCUAUA